This is a messenger RNA of Pomacea canaliculata, 3440 nucleotides long. Its product is annotated as rhodopsin, GQ-coupled-like. Gene Ontology annotation, biological process: G protein-coupled receptor signaling pathway. The transcript has 2 exons. Lineage: Eukaryota; Metazoa; Mollusca; Gastropoda; Architaenioglossa; Ampullariidae. The record is from RefSeq and is a predicted model, not a curated record. Gene Ontology annotation, cellular component: membrane. The coding region runs from base 335 to 805 and encodes 156 amino acids. Gene Ontology annotation, molecular function: G protein-coupled receptor activity.
GUUAGGGCUAGUAUCGUUCUCUGUGAGAACAAAUAGAAUUUGACAGUGUAGUCAAAUAUUACAUUAACAGGAACAAAUAGAAUGAACAGAAUCAAUUAACCCUUUAAAUAUCGCGAUAUGAUUGAAUGUUCGUCUGCGUGUACGCCCCUCCGGUGUCUGUGUAUGUAGACACCGAAUGACAAAAAACUGUCAACUUUCCCUCAAAGUACUGACCGUUCUGCCAGCAAGCUUGCUUAUUUGGUUUGUUAGUUGGCUGAUGGACAGGAAAUAAUGACAGCAAGUGUUUUGAAGUGUUUUGCCUUGUGUUUCCAGCUCCUACGUCACUUCCGUCUUCAUGGGCUGCCUGGUGGUGCCGCUAGGGGUCAUGUCGCUGUCGUACGGCUGUAUACUGAACAACACACUGAGGGCCUCUCGUCGCUUGAGGCAGUACCGACCGAACUGCGGCCCCAGGCGGACCCGCCACGAACUGCGGCUCAUCAAGAUCACGCUGCUGAUGUCAGCCUGCUUCCUAUUGGCCUGGUUGCCCUACUCCAUCGUCAGCAUGGUCUCGGCCUACGUCAGUGGACUGCACGUGUCGGGGCUCAACUCUGUCUUGCCCACCCUGCUAGCCAAGGUGUCGCACAUCUCCAACCCUCUCGUCUACUUCACCCUCAACCCGCGCCUGCGCCAGCGUGUGCCCUGUUGCCCGGGCACCAUCCUCAAGAUCUGGACCACGGACUGCUCCAGCGACAGCGGCGACCACGCCAACGUGGCCCUGGAGUUCGCAACCCUGCCUCAAGCCUCACCCACGACACAACCUGUGUGAGGCAGCGAUGCUUGUUGCAGCAACCAAGUGAGAGGCAGGCAGCGGUCGUUGGUGGCAUCUUGUGGUCGUUAAAGUGGACCUGAGACAGUUUUUGUGGGACUGGCCUCAUUUUAUCAACUACCGACGAGUUUGAACACCGAAAGUUUGUUUUUUUUUUUUUCCUUGAUGACAAAAUACUUGCUCGGCGUGCGAUGCACCUGCAAACGCGAGCCCCGUGCGGUGGAAAGACACCCCUCGUCUCCACUCUUCCUCCACUCGACCUCCACUAAGAGCAAACAGUCCCACUGCCUUGUGGAUAAUGUUGGUCUGUUUCUGUGAUGUAGACUUAAAGGAGUUGACUGGUUGCUCCACUUAGGACCUGCUAAGACAGGCCUACAUGGCGAGUCUGUCGACUACUGUGUUUAUCUAGUUAUUCACUCAGAAGACCAGAAUAACCGUUUGUGGUACUAGUAAAGGAAUGAACGAAGAUGUUCCAGAUGAUAGCCAACGGAUCAAAAACCCAAAGAAUAAUAUGUAGGAUCGCAAGAUGGUUUGGAAACCCAACAACCUGCUCACUUUGUUCAGGCGUUUGCCUGCUGUGGAUGUUGCAGGACAAUGAGAAGUAAUGGCAGAUCCUCUUGCUGGUCAGUGAGGAUGGAUGUUACUUGUCAGUGAGAAUGGAUUUUAGUAAUGGGUGUUGCUGGACAGUGAGAGUGGAGGAUCCUGAUCAGUGAAGGCAUAUCCUCUUGCAGUAGUAAAGUGUAUGUUGCUGGUCAGUGAGGAUGGAUACUGCUGGUCAGUAAAGAUGAAUGCGUGGAUGUUGCGGGCGAGAACGUUGAUGGUGUAUUAGAGCGGAUGUUGUUGGACAGUCACUGAGUACAGAUUGCGUGAGAGCGUACAUGUUGUUGAACAGUGUCAAGAUUAUCAUAUCAGAUAUUGUUGUCGGCUGCGGAUUGCGAAUCAGGUUCGACGAUGCACUUGAGUGAUUUCAGACAGUGCUCGUGACUUUGAUCUUUAACCUUUCCCAACGUCGACAGUAAUGCUGCUGGUCGGUGUCACUCGAUUUUCCGACUUCGUGGAGGCUUGAACGAAAUAUUAUUUUAAAUAUUACAAAUUUAUUAUUUUAAAUAUUACAAAUGCUCGAUAUAGACAGGAAAUUAAUGACACCGACAAAGAAUCUUUGUGCCAUAUAUAUGAGCAUGUUUGCAGGCGUAAGAUAUAACCCAGUUUUAAAAUGGACAAGCUUCUAAAUAUCAUCCAACGAAACGUGAAACUUCGAUUACGCUGCCAAAAAAUAAAAAGAUCGUGUGGCCUUUAUUCUCAGAUUGUGGCUUUGUGCAAAAUAUCCUGACCUCAUUCUGAAAGAAGGUUCAUAUUAUACUUUUGUCUUCAUCUUAGCCCUGAGAGACAAAUACAAAAAAUGUCAGAGCGUGUUUUUCUGUCAUCGUGCUUCAUCUCGAAACCUUACAGUUUCAUCUCAAAACAUCGACUUUCUUUGAUGAUAAUAAAACUAUUUUGAACUCCGACAUUAAAACUCGAGUUUUUAAUCCUCUUCUUAAUUCACCAAAGACUGAUGCUUAACUGCAAACAAAAUCGAAGAGCACGAGAAACCUGAAAGAAAGAGAUUAUAAAUAUUAAGGGAGGGAGAAGACGACUUGUAUCUUGAGUGAAUGGCAGAAAUAAAAGAAGGAAAUGUCCUUUGUCUGGGUCAGAAGUGUUUAAGAGCUCUAUUUUACCGUCCAAGUUUUUCUUUUUUUAGGACACUAUUAUUCCUUCCGUGUUUUCCUCUCCCUAAAAAUGGAGGUGAAUAAGCCUCUUUAGACCAGCACAUUCAAUAGCUCUUGCAGCUUCUGACGUCCAUUCUGUACAAUAAGUCUCUUUGCAGCUGACAUGAAGUCAUAAUAAAAAUGCGAAGGACGCUAGUAAUGAGAGAGAAAAUAGAUAGAAAGAAAGAGAAAUGAAAGAAUGGUGGGAAAAGAAAGAAAUGUGUAUUUGUAAGGCGCUUAUUUAGCAGAUACGAGACGCAUUCAUUCGGUCAUGCAUGCACACCAUCCAAAUAAAAACCAAAAACAAAAAGACAAAAAAAACAAAAAAGGCGAAUAACCCACCAUUCAGCCACAAUUAAAAAGCAACACUCAUACCUAGACAAUCAAACAGUCGACGAGGAACAAAGACACAGUGCAGUGAAUAAUAAUUUCUGAAAUAACUCAUUUUAUGAGGUUUAAUUGAAGGCUGUGAAGUGCAUGAAUGGUAGAACCAAGAAGGGGCGGACUCUGUGUGCGAUCUAGAGAGAGAAAAAAGAGGAAUGUCCGCUGGAGAACGGAAGAGGAGGCAGAGAGUAGCGGAAAAUCAGAGUGAAAAGCUAGUUAUAAGCUUUGUCGGCGAUAGUGUUAUAGCAUCGAGAAUAGAACUGAUGAAAUAGUUUUGCCAUGUCUUUCUGACGUCCUGCUUUUAAUAUAGAGACUCUUCAAAGAAAAUCCACAUCCGCUUGCAUUUUAAGACCUGCCAAGUCGUUUUUAUGUUCUCUGGUACUUCAAACAUUUCUGAUUUAAAAGGUCAAUGGAUCGCCCCUACAUGAUAAUACCAUAUAUUCUAGCUAAAUCACAAUAAAAUGUAAUAUAAACAUUAUAUUUUCUAACUUGCGACGCGCCAUUCA